Messenger RNA from Pogona vitticeps (central bearded dragon), 4114 nucleotides. Lineage: Eukaryota; Metazoa; Chordata; Lepidosauria; Squamata; Agamidae. The record is from RefSeq and is a predicted model, not a curated record.
AUGGUAGCUCUCCUUUGUCCGAGCAUAGACAUCCGGAACAACAUAUCGAAUUUCAGCCUCUUGGAGAACUGCACUGUGAUCGAAGGGCACCUGCAGAUCUUGCUUCUUUUCCAAACCAAAGCCGAGGACUUCCGAGGCCUCAGCUUCCCCAUGCUCACCAUGGUGACGGACUACCUGCUCCUCUUCCGAGUCUACGGCCUUGAGAGCUUGAAGACGCUUUUCCCCAACCUCACUGUCAUCCGAGGGACCCGCCUGUUCUUCAACUACGCGCUGGUCAUUUUCGAGAUGGUCCACUUGAAAGAGAUCGGCCUUUACAACCUGAUGAACAUCACUCGCGGGGCGGUCCGGAUUGAGAAGAAUUACGAGCUGUGCUACCUGUCCACCAUCGACUGGUCCCAGAUCGUGGACUCCCUGGAGGAUAACUAUAUUGUGAGCAACAAGCACGACAAGGAGGAAUGUGGCGACGUGUGCCCGGGAAUCAUGCAAGAGAAAAGCAGCUGCUCUUCCACGGUGGUCAAUGACAAUUUCAUUGAGCGAUGCUGGACCCACGAGCAUUGCCAGAGAGUGUGUAUUCCUGCGUGCAAGUCUCAAGGCUGCACCGCGGACGGACGGUGCUGCCACCCAGAGUGCCUGGGCAACUGCCUGGAGCCCAACGACCCGGCAAAGUGCGUGGCGUGCCGGAACUACAUGCUGGACGGCCGGUGCCUGGAGACGUGCCCGCCCAACUACCUCCGCUUCCGCGGCUGGCGCUGCGUCACCUUCGAGUUCUGCCAGGAGCUUCACAACGCUUGCAAGACCGCCCGCGAGUCCGGCUGCCAUGUCAUCCACAAUGGCGAGUGCGCUUCGGAGUGCCCCUCCGGGUACACCCUGAAUUCCACCAACCUCCAGUGCACCCCCUGCGCCGGGCUGUGUCCGAAGAUCUGCAACUUGGAGAAAGAGAAGGUCAUCGACUCUGUGACGGCGGCGCAGGAGCUGCGAGGCUGCACCAUCAUCAACGGCAGCUUGAUCAUCAACAUCCGCGGAGGAAGCAACAUUGCGGCCGAGUUAGAAGCCAACUUGGGUCUGGUCGAAGAGAUUUCGGGCUAUUUGAAAAUCCGCCGCUCCUAUGCUCUGGUCUCCUUGUCUUUCUUCCGCAAGCUGCACCUCAUCCGAGGGCAGGAUUUGGAAGCGGGGAACUAUUCUUUCUACGCCUUGGACAACCAGAACCUCCGGAAGCUUUGGGACUGGAGCAAACACAACCUCACCAUCACUCGGGGAAAGCUUUUCUUCCAUUACAACCCCAAGCUGUGCCUGUCCGAGAUUCACAAGCUGGAGGACAUCUCCGGGACCAAGGGCCGCCAGGAGAAGAACGACAUUGCCCUCAAGACCAACGGCGACCAAGCUUCUUGUGAGAACGAGGUGCUCAAGUUCUCCUUCAUCAAAACGUCCAGCGACAAGAUUGUGCUGAAGUGGGAGCCAUACUGGCCCCUGGACUUCCGUGACCUCCUGGGUUUCAUGCUCUUCUACAAAGAAGCUCCCUUCCGGAACGUGACCGAGUUUGACGGCCAGGACGUGUGCGGUUCAAACAGCUGGACCGUGGUGGACAUCGACCCUCCCGCCCGGCCAACGGAUGCCAAGCCCAUCUCCUACCCUGGCUGGCUGCUUCGGGGCCUGAAGCCUUGGACCCAGUACGCCAUUUUCGUGAAGACGUUGGUCACCUACUCGGACGAGCGCAAGACCUACGGGGCGAAAAGUGAGAUCAUCUAUGUCCAAACCAAUGCCUCAGUGCCGGCCGUCCCCACGGAUCCCAUCUCUGUCUCCAACUCGUCCUCCCAGAUCAUCCUCAAGUGGAAGCCGCCCACCGACCCCAACGGCAACAUCACCCACUACGUGGUCUCCUGGGUGCAGCUGAGCGAGGACCGCGAGCUGUUCGAGCUGGACUACUGCCUGAAGGGCUUGAAGCUGCCCUCUCGGAUCUGGUCGCCCCCUCUGGAGUCCGAAGACGUCCACAAGCACAACCAGACUGAGAACGAGGAGGUCAGCGGGAACUGCUGCGCCUGCCCCAAGACGGACUCUCAGAUCCAGAAGGAGCUGGAGGAGUCGGCCUUCCGGAAGACCUUUGAGAACUACCUCCACAAUGAGGUGUUUGUUCCUAGGCCCCAGACAAGGAGACGGAGGGACCUUGGCAGCAUCGCCAACAGCACCACACCGCCCCCUGCUGUCCUGGGCUCGGCGAACGGCUCCACCGUUGUGCCUGAGGAAGCCAAGCCCUUCGAGAUGGUGGUGCUGAAGGAGUCAGUGGUCAUAUCCAGCUUGCGGCACUUCACGGGCUACCGGAUCGAGAUCCAGGCCUGCAACCGCGAGGCCCCGAAGGAGUGCGGCGUGGCCACCUACGUUAGUGCCCGGACCAUGCCGGAAGCCAAAGCAGACGAUAUUGUGGGUCCCGUGACCUACGAGCUUCUGGACCAGAACAACGUCCACCUGCGAUGGCAGGAGCCCAGGGAGCCAAACGGGCUCAUCAUCCUCUACGAGGUGAACUUGGGACGCCUGGGCGAUUCCGAGGAAGAGCGCCACUGUGUGUCCCGCCGGGAUUAUUCCAACAAUCACGGCUGCAAGCUACGGGUGUUGCAACCCGGCAACUACAGCGCCCGGGUCCGGGCCACCUCGUUAGCAGGGAACGGAUCAUGGACUGAGCCCGUCUACUUCUACGUCUCCGAUUCUCUGGGCUCGCCGGUCAACCUGGUCAGCAUAAUUGUUCCCGUCAUUUUUGCCAUCUUCCUCUUCGUGGUCAUCGGAGGCGCCUACGUAUUCGUCAGGAAAAGGCAAACCGAAGGACCCACGGGGCCUCUCUACGCCUCUUCCAAUCCGGAGUAUCUCAGCGCCAGCGAUGUUUACAUCCCAGACGAGUGGGAGGUGCCCCGGGAGAAGAUCGCUCUCCUUCAGGAGCUGGGGCAGGGCUCCUUCGGCAUGGUGUAUGAAGGGGUCGCCCGGGACAUCGUCAAGGGUGAGGCUGAGACCCGGGUGGCCGUCAAGACGGUGAACGAAUCCGCCAGCCUGCGAGAACGCAUCGAGUUCCUCAACGAGGCCUCUGUGAUGAAAGGGUUCAGCUGCCACCAUGUGGUACGGCUCCUUGGGGUCGUUUCCAAAGGGCAGCCGACCCUCGUGGUCAUGGAGCUGAUGGCGCACGGGGACCUGAAAAGCUACCUGCGCUCCUUGCGGCCGGAAGCAGAGAACAACCCUGGCCGGCCGCCGCCAACCCUCCACGAAAUGAUCCAGAUGGCAGCCGAGAUCGCUGAUGGGAUGGCCUAUCUGAAUGCCAAGAAGUUCGUCCACCGGGACUUGGCUGCCCGGAACUGCAUGGUGGCCGAAGACUUCACCGUCAAAAUUGGAGACUUCGGCAUGACCCGGGACAUCUAUGAGACGGACUACUACCGGAAGGGCGGGAAGGGCCUGCUGCCAGUCCGGUGGAUGGCCCCCGAGUCCUUGAAGGAUGGCAUCUUCACGGGCUACUCCGAUGUCUGGUCUUUCGGGGUGGUCCUUUGGGAGAUCAGCAGCUUAGCGGAGCAGCCUUACCAGGGCCUGUCCAACGAGCAGGUCCUGAAGUUCGUCAUGGACGGAGGAUGCCUGGAGCGGCCAGAGAACUGCGCGGAGCGGCUGCACAACCUCAUGCACAUGUGCUGGCAGUACAACCCCAAGAUGCGCCCCUCGUUUGUUGAGAUCAUCACGAUGCUGCUGGAGGAACUGCACCCCUCCUUCCAGGAGGUCUCCUUCUUCUGCAGCGAGGAGAACAAGCCGCCAGAGACGGAGGACUACGAGCUGGACUUUGAGAACAUGGAGAGCAUUCCCCUGGACCCGGCCUCUUACUCGCAGCGGGACGAGAUCUCCGGGCGGGACGGCGGGCCCUCCCUGGGGCUGAAAGGGAACUACGAGGAGCACGUCCCCUACACGCACAUGAAUGGGGGCAAGAAGAAUGGGCGCCUCCUAUCCGUGCCCCGCUCCAGCCCCUCCUCAUAGCAGGCCGCCCCCCCACCGCCUUGGGCUCUCUUCUUCCCACCCAACCCAACCCAACCCAACCCCUCUGCACACCGAUCUCAGGACUUUUCAGUAUUGCCGACACCGCUCGGAGGAGGACAAC